GAUUCAACAUUCUCUAAAGACUAUGGUCUAACGCAAAAUUAAACAUUCUAAAAUAUAUUGCUGAAGUCAGAUCCCCAAAUCCCAAAUCCCUAAUUUUUAGUCAAAUCCCCCUCUCAUCGGAAGCCCUUGACCCUUACCCCUCUUUCCAUGCCGAAUGACGGUUGAAGCUCCUUUAUCGGCUGAAGCUUGCUUUGCUCUGAUAUGCCGACUGCAACUUCUUUCCAAACUCUCCAUUUCCUCUGCAAUUUCGAUCUUUAAGGCCCAAAGCUUAAGUAUCAGAGCAAAUGAUCUUACUAUCCUAUAAAGAUUUGCGCUAGGAGACUAUGGUUGGUCGAGGCAGAGGUCGAGGUAGAGGCAAUCAGCCCCAACAAGCUGAGUUGGUAAAGAUGCGGAGAAUGAUUGAUGACUUGACCUGGGCUAUGCAAGCCUUGCAGCUUCAGGAACUAGUGGAAGCCCGAAUGGAGAAUCCGAAAGGUGACCAUAACCCUUUUGAGAUUCACAAUCUCGAGGAUGAUGAUGAAUUUGAGAACGAGAACCCCUUUCAUGAAGAUGUACCCGUAAAUCAAGCGGCAAGAGUUGGAUUGAAGGGUCGAUUAUUAUAUGCUCUUGAUUUAAACGGUGGAGGAAUCAGGAUCGAAGUAAUUGAUUUUCAUGAGAAAUUUCAUGCGGAGGAAUAUUUGGAUUGGGAAGCUAGUUUGAAAAAUUACUUUGAAUGGAAACCUAUGGCAGAAAAUCGAAAAGUAUUAUUUGUGAAGUUGAAAUUGAAGGGUACUGCACUUCAAUGGUGAAAGAGAGUUGAAGAGCAACGUGCACGACAAGGUAAGCUUAAAAUCAGCACUUGAGAGCACAUGAAAAGCAAAUUACGAAAGUAAUUUUUACCUGCUGAUUAUACUAUGGAAUUAUAUGAAAAGUUUUAUUGUUUAAGGCAAAAUAACAUGACCGUUGAGGAGUGUACAUUAAAGUUCAAUAACCUAUCAAUUCGAGUUGGUUUAGCUGAGAGUAACGGAUAAAUUACUUCUCGUUAUUUUGCUGGUUUAAAUCAUUUUAUUAGAGACGAGAUGAGAGUAGUUCGUUUGUACAACAUUGAAGAUGCUCGUCAAUAUGCUUUAUCAGCAGAAAAAAAGGUUUCACGCUAUGAUGCUAUAAAGGCUUUAUAUGGCACCGAUUGGCGAAACGAUUUGUCACGACCCGGAACCUCUCUCAGGCCCAUGACAAUCGUCGCAACGUCCCUGAUUAACACUCAUUAUCCGGAAU
Messenger RNA from Theobroma cacao (cacao), 1254 nucleotides. The record is from RefSeq and is a predicted model, not a curated record. NCBI's taxonomy places the organism in Eukaryota, Viridiplantae, Streptophyta, Magnoliopsida, Malvales, Malvaceae.